Messenger RNA from Myxocyprinus asiaticus (Chinese sucker), 2931 nucleotides. RefSeq names its product tandem C2 domains nuclear protein-like. The transcript is spliced from 12 exons. NCBI's taxonomy places the organism in Eukaryota, Metazoa, Chordata, Actinopteri, Cypriniformes, Catostomidae. Gene Ontology annotation, cellular component: nucleus. Bases 54 to 1499 code for a protein of 481 amino acids. The record is from RefSeq and is a predicted model, not a curated record.
CAAGAGCUCCAGGCACUUUCACCUUCUCGCAGCAAGCAGCACAGAUCCACACGAUGGAAUGUAUCAAAAACUGCUGCAGGACAUUUAUGUCUAAAGAGAAAGAACCAGAGAUUCAGAUGAAAAGUAUCCGACCUCCAGGUAAAUUAACAGUUGAAUCUUAUGUGAAGAAGAGUGUUGGAGUAUCAGAGGAUUAUCUCCUCUCUAAACUGCCCCCAGAUGACAGGGAGGUCCCCUUUGUCCUCCCAACCUUCAAGCCCUCCUACAUCCAGCCGAGAGGGGCACAGUACUCCAGCUACAACAUCGGGCAACAGAUUGUCACCUGUCAAGCAAUUUUAGGCUCAUCAAAGACCACUUAUGCAGUCAGGAAGGCAGAGCUUGCAGGAGCCAAUCAAAUUGUGUAUGACCCUGAUUUGACCUUUAACACCAGUCAGAUCAUCAGCUUCGUGUCGCCAGGUUCAGUGAGACGCCCCAGUAUGAAAGGCCAUCCCAACAACAGCCCUGGCACAAGUUGGGAACACAAUGGCAAACAAAGACUCAGCCUAUCCAUGUUUGAUUUGUCAAACUCUCAAGGCCCUGUACAGCGUUAUGAUUCCGUAUCCAGUGUCCAGAGUAGCACAUCGUCCAUUCAGGAUUCCUUUGGGAGCAGCCGUAGUCUAGAGUCCAUUACGCUGUCUGGCGAUGAGAGGGAUCGUGAGCUGGGAAAGGUGUGUGUGCACCUGAGGUACGAGGAGGCGGUGGAGCAGGUGUGGAUCACCUUGUUGAAGUGUGCAGACAUGAGUGUAUAUACUGAAGGGGUGGAGCUGCAGAAGAUUGGGGUCAAAGGGGUCAUCACCAUGACGAAGCCAGUGCGAUUUAAGAGCACAGUCAAGGAAGCAUCAGCGGACACUGAGUUUAUGGAGACAUUUGUGUUCACUCUAAACUUAGAGCAAAUACGCAGGUCUGCGCUUUUACUGCGUCUGCAGGCUCAUACACCACGCAAGCGCACACUGGGAGAGUGUGUGUUAUCUCUCCGAACCCUUGGACCACAGGAAACACAGCACUGGCUGGAGUUCAGGCCCCACUCUAAAAUACGUGUGUGCCAUGCUGAGCUUCAGCUAGCCUUGUGCUUUCAGCCUGUGAGCAGUCGAAUGCAGCUCCAGAUCCUCAGUGCUCAAAAUCUUCCGUCAUCUUCCUCACCGCUCACACACAGUUUCUUUGUGAAGGUGGACAUGCUAAGAGAUGGCCAGUCCUUACUGAAGAGAAAAACAAAGAUUAUGAAGUCAUUAGGAGGGCAUGUCCAGUGGGGGGAGGUGCUUCUAUUGCCCAUCACCAAUCAGGACCAGAAUCUGCAGCUGUCCCUCAAACUUUUCAGCCGUGGAUCUCUUCAAAGAAAACACCUUCUUGGACAGGUGCUUUUGGGUUUUGACUGCAGUUCUCCAGAGGCAGUGGAGCAAUGGAGAGAUUCCAUCACUCAUCCUGAAAAAGUGGUGACUUCAUGGCACAGAGUUAGUCGACCCUGAAAGAGCGAAGAUGUAGAAAUGAGGGAAAAAAAAGAAUGACUGCAAAUGUAGCCUGUCCAACUUUGGGAUGGUGGAGAGGGGUGGUCCAAUCACAAAACACUGUCCUCUAUACUCUCCAACUUUACUGGACUUAGCUGUAACACUAAACUUUUUUCUACAAAUGUCUUUGCCUGUAAUUUUUCCUGCAUGUGUUUUUUAUGCCAUAGCCCUUUGGAAGGAGGGCAAAUCUGCAUUAUGGCACUAAGUAAUUAAUUUUUUGUAGGUAGUAUCGUGUAUUCCAGCUGCUUUACCUGUUUAGUAGAUGGCACAGGGUAAAUAGCCACAUUCGAUGUUCUGCAUUGGUGUAUGUAACUUGAGAACAUGGAACUGCGACAGAAACCGGAUACAUGUAAAAUAGACAUUAUGUGCUAUAAGAUACACAUCAGAUUGCAGCUCCUGCUGGUUUUAACAGCAUAAUAAAUUAAACAGAGUUGUACUAUUGUCAGUGUUGCAGCAUAGCUUGUAAGAGCAAGUAUACCAGGCAGUCAGAUAAUAUCUUUUCAGAAUUCAGAAAUGAAGUAUUAUGUUCAGUAUUCUUCUCCUGUCAUCGAUUUGGUAAUUAUUAUUUCACAUUCACUAGCUGUCGGAGGGAGAUAAACCUGUUUUUAAGUGCAGCAGAAAUUCUUGUUCAGAAGCGUGUUUUGGUGCUUCGGGUAAACGGUUUGAAAAGCUUUUAUUUUUUAGAAGUUCAGAAGGUUUGGGUUACAUUCCCAUCCAAAUAGAAUUCAGUCUGUAAAUUUGUACCCUAUUUUCUUGCAUAGAGAAAGAGAGCACAAGAGACCGGGAUAGACCGCAAGAGAGUGCAACAAAGAGACUUUUGUUUACACAGGAAUUUCUCUUCUCAUCCUUUGUGCUGUUCUUAAUUCAAGGUGACCUAACUCUCUGGUAACCGCCAUUUCUUAAAAUAUAUUUUUGCACAGGUGACAGUAGCUUAUUUAAGAGUGUUCACUGUGUUCAUAUUUAAACAGGUAUAUUGUGUUAAGUAAUGCUGUAAUUCAGUGAACACAUGGUAUUAUGUAAGAGGCUUUUUCACAGAUAUUUGAAAAGCAAAUAUUUCAUUCUUAUCAACUGUAUUUUGUGCUUAUGCAUACAAAGAUUUGUUUGAUCAGAGUCUGGCAGCCUGAUGUUCCAGCAAUUAAAAUUUUGAUCAAAUCAUCCUGCAAAAGAAACAUUUAUAUUAAAAUUGUUUCUGAUGGGACAUUCUAAGUUGUAACACCAUAUGAAACAUUUACAUUAUUCUGUAUCAUUGUGUUUUUCUUUGUGUCAACAGUGACAAAACCAGGACUGUUAUAACAAAUCCAUUUGAACUGAACAGUAAAAGCAAUGAAUGGGUUAUCUUCUAUUUUACUACAAUGUAAUAUUGUUUUGUCAAGUAACUUGAAACAUUUCUUUC